AUGACUGUCAGCAGAAGAUCAGGACGCAUCGCGGGAUCCAUAGGUAACAUCGUAUUCAUCCGCAUCACCGAAAGUCGAUUUGAGACUUUUACAGUAAAAAGCCAAAAGGACUCCACGACAAAGAGCAAGUCGUAUUGGCCACCUCGCGCACGCCUGCGUCCAAAAAGAUUUGGUGAUGGCUGGGUGGCAAUAUCGUCAGCGAAGACUCCCAGACCAGGGGCUAAUGCAGGACGAACCAGGACGAACCAACCAAGCCACACACUCCCCCGUCCUGUCGUAGAAGUGGGCGAUGAAUUUCGCUCUUGUCUUUUACUUAAGGACGGUUUCUUGUUUGCUGCAUCCACGACGGCUGUUUCAGGAUUGCGAGCAAGAAAUCCAGGAUUUGCCCUUCCCGUUCCCUUACCCUGGGAGUCUCUCCAACACAGUCUGCAGGGAAAAAAAGCACCAGCAUCGCCCAGCAAUCAACCCCCGUUGUCAUUUUCAUCGAAGCAAGCAGACUUGGGGCCGGCGUUGGACCGGCGUGGGCUGGUUUUAAGCGGAGCCAAGGCCCAUCGAGUUGCUGUACCUUGGCUGGCUCGCGCCGAUCGACUUGGCCUGCAGGAGGCGCUGGUGUCUUUCCUCCUUGUCCAGCCUCAACCUCAACUUCAACUCCAUCCCCAAUCCUCAACCUCCACAACUCUGCAACCUCUCCGGCUCUCCAGACUCGGUUGCCGCACACGGUGGAUUCUUGUCUCUUAUCUCUCAUUCAGCUCCCUCCUCCUCCCUCCACCCUCCUCCUCCCCGCCUCUCUCACCCCCGCAGUCUUUCUCGGUUUUCCGGGCACCCCGUUGCACACGUCGUGGUCGACGAUUCCCACGGCCCAAACCUCAGUUUGUCUUUGUUUCGGUCGCUUCUCCCGGCUACAGCCCGCUCGAGUUCCAUCGACGAUGCUGUUCUGCCUUUAACGCCCACAGGUCCUUUCUGUCUGCUAUCAAUGCCGUUUCCCUCCUCAAGGCUGCUGCAGGAGGGCUAGAUAAAGUUUACCACAGGGCUUUAGGCAUCAACACGAGGAGGUUGGAAGAUCAAGAAGAAACUUCCCAAAGGGACCGAGAAAGGAUAUUUUCCUUUCGGUGGUCCAGUUCAAGAGCCAUGGCCCUGGGCUCAAAUUUCGUCGCCAUCUCCUAUUUAUUCGCCUUCCUCCAUACGAUAAUUCCAACAAUCGCUGUAUCGUUAGACUACUGCUCAUCUGUCCCAGUCCAUUUUCCGCUACCCUUGCCUAUAAUUAAUUUCCUUACCUCAUCUAUCACUUUUUCGAACUCAACAUGGAAUUAUGAACGCAUGGCCCCUAAAACCUUCGAUGAAGCCAGCUCAACGUCGACCUCAACAGCUACCGCAACUAGUGGCGUGUCGACCAGUUCUGGAGCAAUCAUUACUCAGACAUUGCCUCCAGGAGCUGGCCAGACGGGCGGAACCACGUCUAGUUCAUCGAUAAGCGGCGGAGCAAUAGCGGGUAUUGUUAUUGGGACCUUACUGGCCAUUGGACUUAUUAUUUCCGUGAUCUUAUGGCUCUUCUGUGUCCGUCGACGUCGGGAAAAUGACACGAAAAUUGAUGUGAACGGCUAUGAGCCGCCGGCGCCGACCCCGAGCUUCCACAGCACCAUCCAAAGUCCACCUAUGACUUACCAAGGAGGCAUGUCCAUGAAUGGGGGAGCAAUGGGUACGAACGACCGAUAUCGAUUGAACGUACCAGGCUUUACGGAUAGUCGCAUGAAAAAGGAUGUCGUUAUUUAUCCAAAUGGAGAUCGGCAGAGCAAUAUUUCUCUACAGGACAAUCAGGAUUACUCGAGACCUGUAUUGAGAUUAACCAACCCGGACCCAUAA
Messenger RNA from Histoplasma capsulatum G186AR, 1860 nucleotides. RefSeq lists its product as uncharacterized. The record is from RefSeq and is a predicted model, not a curated record. The transcript has 9 exons. The coding region runs from base 1 to 1860 and encodes 619 amino acids. Lineage: Eukaryota; Fungi; Ascomycota; Eurotiomycetes; Onygenales; Ajellomycetaceae.